This is a messenger RNA of Macrosiphum euphorbiae (potato aphid), 810 nucleotides long. The record is from the annotation of a GenBank genome assembly. NCBI's taxonomy places the organism in Eukaryota, Metazoa, Arthropoda, Insecta, Hemiptera, Aphididae.
AUGGAACUUACAGACGAUCAAAGGAAACGUAUAGAAGAAAAUAGGAAAAAAGCAUUGCUAAUAAGACAUGAAAAAUCAAAAGCUAGAUCAACUGUACAACCUUACCAAAAACCCAUAUUACAACAGUCAAAGAUUGAUAAAAGUCUUCAAAUCACAGUUGCCGGUCAAUCAUACGUAGACACAGAAGCUGGAUUUCUGCUUAACGAGGAUGAUCUAUCAGAAAAAAAAAACCCGAUAGUACUAGCAUCAAUGGCAAAUCCAAUAUUAUCAAAAACUGAACAGCCUAUAUGUCUUGAAUGUAAUCACGAAUUUGGUAUUUCUUAUUUAAUGACAAAUUUUGACCAUUCUGUAUGUGAUAGAUGCAAGGAGAAAUUUGGAAAAGAAAAAUUUGAUUUAAUUACCAAGACAGAAGCUAAAAAAGAAUAUUUAUUAAAAGAUUGUGAUAUUGAUUUGCGCUCACCUCCACUUAGGUUUAUUCUGGGCAAAAAUCCACACAAUUCCAGAUGGGGUGAAAUGAAAUUGUAUCUUUUACUUCAAGUAGAAAAAAGAGCAUUAGAAGUUUGGGGUUCUGAAGAAGAAGUGGAACGACAAAUUGAAUUAAAACAAGAAAAGCAAAAGGCAUCAAAGUUAAAAACGUUUAAGAAAAAAGUCAAAGAAUUAAGAAUGUCAACUAGAAGUAGUUUAUAUACCAAAGUCACAAAAGCUUCUCAUCAACAUGAAUAUGAUACAGAAAUAUACAAUGAAGAAGAAGAUAAUUAUGAACGUACUUGCACUUCUUGUGGAUUUCAUGAAAUUUUUGAAAAAAUGUAA